UGUUUUUGAUAGGUUCUGUAUUAUCCAUUGUAGUAUAAAUAGAUAGCUAUUAAGUGUAUCUGCUGUAUAGACUGUCUCUUCAUACUUUUAAUUAUUACCAUUUACCUGGAUGUUUCUUAUUUUACCCAGUACUAUUUGUCUGGUUCUGCUCUUGUUUCAAGUGUUCGCCUUUGUGUUACUCUGCAGGAUUCACUGUUUUAGAUCAUACAUGAAGGUUGAUGAUUCAUUAUAUGGUAGGAGAGAUUUGAACCCAGGCUCAUGUUUUUAUAUUGGGAUAGAUACUUUUCCCAGUGCCACUAUUUGAAGAGGGUAUCUAAUCUGCAACAUAUAUUUGUGGUAUUUUGGUGACGUUCACCUGGAUAUUGCUACUGGGCAUGUUCUGGAUCUGUUGCUGUAUUGGUUGCUCUGAUCUGGAAUCACACUGGGAUAGCUUGAGCAUUGAAACAUUUUCCUAGGGCUGCUCUGUACCCAGGGAAUUUAUGUCAACAUAAAUUCUAGGUUUCUCUGUACUAUUUCUGUGAAGGUUAUUGUGGGAAGUUUAAAUGUCAUGAGGUUUGAACUGGUGAUAUAAACCAUCUACCUCUAGGAGGCAACCACGGAUAACAGCAAUAGCCUAAAAUGUUUUGAGAGUCUCUUGGACAGCUGUGACAAACAGCUUCAAAACAGGCUUCUUACACUGGUGUUGGUCAUUUUCUUAGAAAAUCCGUGGCUCUGGUGGGGAGCAUUAUCAGGCCAGAUGGGGAAUUUUCAUUUACACUCUAAGUAUAUAUGCAUAGUCAGACUUACAUGUAUUGUAGGCAUUUUUCCUAGAUGGGUAAUAUUUAAUGAAUAGUUGGAUUCCUUAUGACUGUUUAGAAAUCCUUGCCCUCCUUCUUCUGUUUAUAUCUGUCCCUUCUCCAUAGUUAAAUCCCUCCCUGUAUUUCCAUUUCUCCCUUCAGAUCUCUUGUUCCCUAUUACUCCUGUCUCUAUUACUCACCCACACUCCACAAUAUUCUCUUCUUACUUUCCUGGUUACUGCAGUUACUCCAGGUUGUGUACUCACAUCUGAACAUUUGGAGCUAGGAACUUCCUAUGAGAGAGAACAUGAAUGCAUUGUCUAUCUUUCUGGGUCCAGGUAACCUCACUCAUAUGAUCUUUUCUAGGUCCAUCCAUUUAGCUGCAAAACUCAUGAUUUCAAUGUUCUUUGCAGGUGAAUAAUAUUGCAUAGUGUAUAUGAACCCCAUUUUCAUUAUCCGUCUGUCAAUUGGGGACAUAUAGGUUGUUUCCCUUUUGUAGCUAUUGUGAGUAGAGCAGCAGUGAACACGGCUGAGCAAGUAUCUGUGAAGUGGGAUAUUGAAUUCAUUCAGCAAGUGCCAAGGAGUGGAGCAGUGGGUCAUGUGCUAUAUUAACUUGAGGAUUUAUUUAAUUGAGGAUUUUCUAUAUUGAUUUUGAGAGUGGCUAGAUAUUUUUUUGAUGGAGUUCUUACUCUCUGUGCUUUUGCUUUUGAUGUUACUGCUGGUUGGAUUAUUGGGAACAUUCCUCUUCCUUCUCUGUGAGAAUUAUUGCUUUACUGUCUUGCCUAUGGAUGAUUACUUCCCAGUUUUCCUAUAUUUAUCUAUUCCUUACAUGAAAUUUAUUAUUUCCCAUGUUCUCAUGGAUACUCCCUCUGAUUUUCCUGUAUUUGCCUUUGAUAUAUUGUCUGCUGUCCUGCUUUGUUGAAAUGAAUUGUCUUGCUUCAUAAAUAUCUUGAACUACACUUACGUCUUUAUCAGUUCUAAUAUAGAUGUAACAAUAUGGUUGAUAGUGACUUUUUUUUUCUCCAAGCUUCAAAUGUUGUUCCGUACUCUUCCGGCUUUGGGAUCAUUGACCAGACACCUGGUGUAUUCUGUUGCUUGGGUCUUUUCAUAUGGUUUAAUAUUGUUCUGUAAGCUUUCAGUAUUAACUUUUGCUUUUUCUUUUUGACCCUUUAUAUGAAAAGGCAGCAAGUCAUCUAUUCAUUGUUCCUGAAAGAAAAACUCAAAGAAGAGAAACAGAAAGAAAUGGCUGAUUCUCCAGUAAGCAUGUCCCAGGGUCUGUUGACAUUCAGGGAUGUGACUGUGGACUUUCCCCAGGAGGAGUGGGAAUGCCUGGACUCCGCUCAGCGGGCUUUGUACAUUGAUGUCAUGUUGGAGAAUUAUAGCAACCUGGUCUCUGUGGAGAACUAUUGCAAAUGUGACCCUAUCCAUCCACAUGUGAAGACUGAAAAGGAGUCUUGUCAGUGUAACGAACUUGGCAAAAUGGUUCAUCAGUCCUCCAAAUGUGCACUUUAUAGAACAAGUGAAACUACAGAAAACUCUAAUAACUACACAUGCAGUAACCACAGGGAUGCCUGUGUUGACUCAUCAAACCCAGACAGACAUGAAAGCAUGCACACUGGAGAUGACCCUUGCAAAUCUAAAGACUGUGAGAAAUCUUUAAGUUUGUGUUCCAACCUUACUCAAGAUCAGAGACUCUACACUGCAAAGAAGGAGCACAGGCAGGGAGAAGAUGAUGACUAUUUUGCCUCUGCAUAUAGUGUUUUGCAACAACCAAUCUACAUUGGAGAGAAACCAUACCAGUGUGGUAAAUGCAGGAAAUGUUUCAUUACCACCUCACACCUCAUUGUACAUCAGAGAAUUCAUACUGGAAAGAAACCCUACAAGUGCAACCUUUGUGGCAAAUCCUAUAACCAGUGUGCAAAUCUUAGAAUACAUCAAAGACUUCAUACUGGGGAGAAACCUUACAAAUGCAAAGAAUGUGGAAAGUCAUUUCGACAGUCCUCAGCUCUUAAAAGCCAUCAGAAAAUACAUACUGGAGAGAAGCCUUACAAAUGUAAGGAAUGUAACAAAUCCUUUGCCCACCAUUCCAGUUUCAGGACACAUCAGAAAAUCCAUACUGCUGAGGAACAUUGUAGUUGCCAAGAAUGUGGCAAGGUCUUUCAUCAGCUUUCACACUUUAGAAGACAUUAUAGACUCCAUAGUGGAGAGAAGCCUUACAAAUGCAAUGAGUGUGACAGAUCCUUUACGCACUACUCAUCACUUAGAUGGCAUCAGAAAACUCAUUCUCUAGAAAUUUUUUACAAAUGCAAAGAAUGUGGUAAGCCCUUCCUUGAAUUAUCACAUCUUAAAAGGCAUUACAGAAUUCAUACUGGUGAAAAGCCUUACAAAUGUGAGGUGUGUGACAAAUCCUUUACUGUGAACUCAACUCUUAAAACACAUCAGAAAAUUCAUACUGGGGAGAAACCUUACAAAUGUGUGCAAUGUGACAAAUCCUUCACCAAGUGCUCACAUCUUAGAAGACAUCAGAGUGUUCAUACUGGAGAGAAACCUUACAAAUGUAAGGAAUGUGACAAAUCUUUUCCUGAGUGCUCAACUCUUAGAGAACAUCAGAAAAUUCAUACUGGAGAGAAACCUUAUAAAUGUGGAGUAUGUGACAAAUCCUUCAUCCAGCAAUCAAAUCUUAGAACACAUCAUAGAGUUCAUACUGGAGAGAGACCUUACAUAUGUAAGGAAUGUGGCAAAUCUUUAACUACACGCUCGACACUUAGAGCACAUCAGAAAAUUCAUACUGGAGAGAAACUUUACAAAUGUAUGGAAUGUGACAAAUCCUUUACCCAUAACUCACAUCUGAGAACACAUCAGAGAAUUCACACUGGAGAGAGACCUUACACUUGUCAGGAAUGUGACAAAUCUUUUACUACAUGCUCAUAUCUUAGAGCACAUCAGAAAAUCCAUACUGGAGAGAAACUCUACAAAUGCAAAGACUGUGACAUGUCCUUUCUCCGGAUUUCUAGUCUUAAAAUACAUCAGAAAAUUCAUACUGGAGAGAAACCUUACAAAUGCAAAGACUGUGACAAAUCCUUUAAUCAGGUUUCAAAUCUCAGAAGACAUCAGAAACUUCAUACUGGAGAGAGACCUUACAAAUGUCUGCAAUGUGACAAGUCCUUUACCCACAAGUCAAAUCUUAGAACACAUCAGAGAGUUCACACUGGAGAGAGACCUUACAGUUGUAAGGAAUGUGACAAAUCUUUUACAAGGUGCUCCUAUCUCAGAGCACAUCAGAAAAUUCAUACUGGAGAGAAACUUCACAAAUGCAAAGACUGUGACAUGUCCUAUAUCCACCUUUCAAAUCUUAGAAGACAUCAGAGAGUUCACACUGGAGAGAAAAAUAAUAUUGUAAAUAAUAUGACAUAGCAUUUUUUUUGGUAUUCUCUGCUUACAAAUUCCAGCAGUAUACAUAAUGGAAGCAUAAACUUGUGAAAGCCCUUAAUGAAGUUUUAAAUCUUAGAAAAUAUCACAGAAUUUAUAUUAAAUUAAAAUCUGCAAUAGUAGCUAUGUGACUUUUUUUUUGUAAAUGUGUAUGGGUGCUUUGUCUGCAGGUAUUUCUGUGCACUAAAUGUAUGCCUGUUGCCUGUGGGGGCCAGAAGAGGGCAUAAGAGUCUCUGAAGCUAGAAUUCCAGACAGCUGUAAGCACCUAUGUGUGUGUGUUGUGAAUUGAGCUCCAGUCCUCCAGAAGAGCAGUCCCAUUUAUCCAGCCACUGGGAAAGGUGUAAUAAAAUCAUUUCUCAGCCAGGUGGUGGUGCCAUAUGCCUUUAGUCCCAGCAUUGAGGAGGCAGAGGCAGGUGGAUACAUGUGAG
Molecule: messenger RNA, 4633 nt
Organism: Peromyscus leucopus (white-footed mouse)
Lineage: Eukaryota; Metazoa; Chordata; Mammalia; Rodentia; Cricetidae
Product: zinc finger protein 54-like
Exons: 3
Coding region: 1950-4190 (746 amino acids)
Biological process (GO): regulation of transcription by RNA polymerase II
Molecular function (GO): DNA-binding transcription factor activity, RNA polymerase II-specific; RNA polymerase II cis-regulatory region sequence-specific DNA binding
Source: RefSeq, a predicted model, not a curated record